AUCGGAAUUAUAUUUAGUUGACCUCAAACAUUAUUCAAGCGUCUUGAAAACAUGAAGUUAAUUUUGUUCCUAAUAGUGCUAAUUAAAAGCGAUUUGGUGGUACUUGGUACCACUGAGCCACAAGUGGUACUACCAACUUUGGGAGUACUCCAAGGAGGUUUUAAAACAAGUCUCAAAGGUCGUACGUUUUAUUCGUUUGAAGGAGUACCUUAUGCAAGGCCACCGGUCGGAAAGUACCGUUUCCGGGAACCAGUACCACCGAAACCUUGGCAUGGCAUAUGGGAGGCCAAAACCAUCCACAAGUGUAUGCAGUACUACCAAUAUACACCCCCUGGGGGUGAUUUCGUAAUUGGCGAUGAGGAUUGUCUCUACUUGAACAUUUACACCCCAAAGUUGGACACUAAGGCCAAUUUGGACGUCAUAGUGUACAUCCAUGGGGGCGCCUUUAUGUUCAACUGGGGCGGCAUCCAAGGGCCGGAGUACCUCCUAGACAAGGAUGUAGUUUACGUGAAUUUGAACUACCGUUUAGGACCUUUGGGUUUUUUGAGUACUGAAAAUGACCUAAUUCCGGGAAACAACGGUUUGAAAGACCAGAUUUUGGCCUUGGAAUGGGUCCAAAACCAUAUAGUCCAUUUCGGGGGAAACCCAAAUUCUGUGACUUUGGUUGGUAUGUCAGCAGGGGGUGCUAGUGUUCAUUUUCACUACUUAUCGCCCAAGUCGCGUGGUUUGUUCCAUCGAGGCAUGUCACAAAGUGGUACCAUGCUCAAUGCCUGGGUACUAAUGGAACAACCAAUGGAAAAAACCCAGAAAUUGGCCAUUCUUUUGGGGUGUCCCAGUGAUGGUAAGCCAAUGGUUGAGUGUUUGAAACGAAGGCCGGGCCGACAAAUUGUGGAAAUGGUCAAGUACUACCAACCAUGGUUGUAUAACCCGUUUAGUCCAUUCGGUGUUGUGGUGGAUUCGUGGUCGAAAGACCCAGUCUUGCCCGACCACCCUUACAGUUUGAUAAAAAACAAACAGUUGGUUGAUUUGCCCUGGAUUACGUCUUACACGAGUUCUGAAGGGUUGUACCCAGCAUCCGACUUCUAUAUCCAGGAGCAGUACCUUAACGAAAUUGACACCAAGUGGAAUCAACUUUUACCAUUCAUUCUGGACUACAAUUAUACACUUGACCCCAAAAAACACGAUGAGAUUAGCCAAAAAAUUCGGAGGUACUACCUUGGGGAGAAAACAGUCAACCGGGACAAUUUCCUCGACUUUGUCCGAAUUUUAACCGAUCGUUUGUUCGUCUACGACAUCCAGAAAACGGUAUUUUUGCAAAACCAAGUCACAAAAUCGCCGAUUUUUUUGUACUACUUUACGUACAGAGGUGCUCAUAGUAAGUCUGAAGGACGUUCGGGUACUAGUAAAGACUUAGGCGCCGCCCACGGCGAUGAUACUAGCUAUAUUUUCAAAACAAAAGUUGAUACUACUAGUACUAGGCAAGACCGGGAAAUGGUCGAGUUGUUUGUUGAAAUGUUGGCCUCAUUUGCCAAAUCAGGGGUACCACGAGUACCAAUCGCCUGGCCACAAGUACCUCAAACUAUUAGUCAACUGACUUAUCUAAAAAUUGCUUCCCCGGAUAAUCUCACGUUGGAAACGUCGGUACUUGGUAGUACCCAGUUUUGGGAUUCGUUGCCAAUUGAAGAAAACGAGAAGCUGCUCCAUGGUGUCAAAGAUGAAUUGUGAAAUGGCUUGCCAAAUAAAUAAUUAUUUAUUCUGAAUGUAUAAUUACAAAAGUACUAUAAUAAGUACCUUGGUACUUGGCAAAUUGUCAAGUUAUUUGUUGAAAUUAUUGAAUAAAUAAAUAGUUUCUUUAUUCCUCUA
Tribolium castaneum (red flour beetle) is the source of this 1863-nucleotide messenger RNA. Its product is annotated as venom carboxylesterase-6. Lineage: Eukaryota; Metazoa; Arthropoda; Insecta; Coleoptera; Tenebrionidae. Gene Ontology annotation, molecular function: serine hydrolase activity. Bases 52 to 1725 code for a protein of 557 amino acids. The transcript is spliced from 4 exons. The record is from RefSeq and is a predicted model, not a curated record.